Molecule: messenger RNA, 684 nt
Organism: Opisthorchis viverrini
Lineage: Eukaryota; Metazoa; Platyhelminthes; Trematoda; Opisthorchiida; Opisthorchiidae
Exons: 4
Coding region: 1-684 (227 amino acids)
Biological process (GO): iron-sulfur cluster assembly; intracellular iron ion homeostasis
Cellular component (GO): mitochondrial matrix; cytoplasm
Molecular function (GO): ferrous iron binding; 2 iron, 2 sulfur cluster binding
Source: RefSeq, a predicted model, not a curated record
AUGUUCUCGGCUGCACGCGCUUCUCAGCAGUCGGCGUGCCUUGUCCGCCGGUUACAACAACCGGUUUCACGCUACCACAAGAACGUUAUUGAUCAUUAUGAGAACCCAAGAAAUGUAGGAUCAUUGGACAAGGCAGACAAAUCCGUCGGUACUGGGCUUGUGGGGGCGCCUGCCUGUGGUGAUGUGAUGAAGUUGCAAAUCAAGGCAAACAGUGAGGGACGCAUCAUCGAUGCGAAAUUCAAAACAUUUGGUUGUGGAUCGGCCAUUGCGUCCAGCUCGUUGGCUACGGAAUGGGUGAAGGGAAAGACAGUGAACGAAGCAAGCUCGAUCAGAAACAGUGAUAUCGCCAAGGAACUCAAGUUACCUCCAGUUAAACUUCAUUGUUCCAGUAAGUUCCGCUUUCAGAUGGCCAUCAUGCGCUUGACACCAGUGUACACACCGGGCCUAUCGCCGGAUUUUCAUAUCAUUCUGCUUGCGGAGGAUGCGAUAAAAGCAGCUCUAAGUGAUUACAAGAAAAAGCAGGACAAGCGUGAAUUUGCUGACCGGAAGGUCCGUGGUUCGAAUCUGACCUCCGCCUCUCGACUUCCCCUGCCUAGGCUUCGGCAACCUGGCAGUAUCCCAGCCCUCGUGCAACCUUCGGGUGGCAUGGUAGCUAGGCACCGAAAGGGCGCUACAGCUGAAUGA